CGUCUUUUCUGACAGUACAGUUUCGGCUGCGGACGGAAAUAACCGCGACCGGGCCGUCCCGACGCCCGCGUCCUGCCCUCGUACUAUGAAUACGCGGUGCCCUCUUAGAAAAGCGAAUAUAAAUAUUUAGUGUUGGAGUGAUAUAAGACUCAAAUCUACAUGUGGAAAAGCAUUUGUGGUGCGCUCGGGACUGAUCUGCGCACACUUUCGCAAUGUGGGACUGUGAAAGAGCAUGUAUGUAAUAUUUCCGGCUGAUGAAGUAGUCUAUUUAUCAUACGGUCGUCUUAUAUACGUUCCUAAAGCACAAGGAGACAGUAGUCAACCUGAAACUUUACCUACAGCUACCCCACACACCCAGCCAGCACAAGAGAAUAGUCCCAAUCCAAGCGUUCCAUCAACGAGUACAAGUUCAAGUAAAAGUUUUCACGCGGUUACUAGCGCGCCGAUCCUAAGCAGUCAUUCGGAGGAUUUGCAUUUGAGAAGAGGUGGAGUGGAAACCCUCCAAAGUAGCGUCAAAUCAAACCAAUCCUGGCCACAACCUUCGACCAGUCAACCGAAAACCCAAGCUGCCACAAGACCACCGCGCCAGAAGAAGAAACCGCCGCCCUUAAAGAUAAUCGAGCCGGCUGUAGACAAAGGCUUCGAUUUUCUGCAGCUGCCGUUCAGGAAAAGCAAAUCGAAAUCGCCCUCGCUUGAGAAACAGUCGAGCGAUACCACCAAAGUGAGUAAAAACACGAAAAACCUAGUGCGCGAGAACACUCCGGUGAACAGUGAUCGUGCUAAAAAAGAGUGGGAAUUUACAAGUGAACAAUACCGACCAUUGCACAAUUCAAAAGGAAACAAGGGAUUUAUUUUAAAGACAGAAUCAAGGUUGCAGUCGACAAGUCCACAACAGCUAACGCCAGGUGAAGAAAAGUUAUCACCCGUAAAGAAGAAUUUCUUUGGAAGUUUAAGAGGCAGAAGGACGGCUGCGAAAAUGGCGGGCGUAGAUUCACCGCUAAGGGAUCUGACACAUCCGUCGUAUAACGAGGCCCUCAAGGCGCAUAAUGCGGUGACUUUUAAGCUCGUCAGAACCGCCUUUCCUUCCAAUUAAACCGUCCGCAUAAAAGUCCUACAGUGGGCAAAUUUAUCAUUCAACAAUGAAGACCGAGCUAAGACUUUGCCUUUUCGCAGCACUCUCUCAGCUUAUACAGUGUACAUUUUUCGAUUCCGCCGAUGUGAUAUGUAGUCAAAAACUGAAGGUGUCCAUGGAGCUCUUCGAUAGUUGGUUUCAUACCACCACCCUCGAGAUUGGCGACGUUCACGAUAGGUUAAUAGAUGACUACAUGGUAUGUUGGAUGCAGGAGAGGAAAUUUACGGAUAACAAAGGGGAAAUUAACUACGACGCUCUUUAUGAGUGGGUCCGCAAAGAUGUCUACCGCUACUUCGGUAAGGACAUAACGACUCAUCCUUUAGAGGAAAGGAAAGAGAUCGCCGCGAAGAUUAUACCGGAGUGUCAAGCCGAAGUUGGAUUUGAUCAGUAUAUCAAUGGCAAGGAGAUUGGUGCCUAUAAUUGUAUUGCUAGCAGAAUUGGGAAGCUUUGAACUAGUUUUUGCAUAGCUUUUUAGGCAACCACAGUAUAAUGAAGCAAAUUUGUUUAGUAGUUGUGUAUUUAUAGUGUCUUAAUGCGUGUUGAAUAAUUGAAUCAUAUUUGCAAAACA
Molecule: messenger RNA, 1700 nt
Organism: Photinus pyralis (common eastern firefly)
Lineage: Eukaryota; Metazoa; Arthropoda; Insecta; Coleoptera; Lampyridae
Exons: 5
Coding region: 233-1093 (286 amino acids)
Source: RefSeq, a predicted model, not a curated record